Trichoplax adhaerens is the source of this 516-nucleotide messenger RNA. RefSeq lists its product as uncharacterized. The record is from RefSeq and is a predicted model, not a curated record. Lineage: Eukaryota; Metazoa; Placozoa; Uniplacotomia; Trichoplacea; Trichoplacidae. The transcript has 6 exons. Bases 1 to 516 code for a protein of 171 amino acids.
AUGCCUAAUAUUGAAUUCGAUGUUAUCCAAGCGCAAGAUGUUGAUAUCCGUGAAAUAAGCCAAGAUGAAGACGAAGACCAUCCUAUGAAUAUAUUACAUGAAGCAUUGACCAUUCGCGGUGUAGGCAAUGUAACACUAUUUGGAUUAACUAAUAGAUUCGAGGAAGAAUUCCCUCCAGGAUUACAUAGUAAGGUUGCACCAGAAGAAUUUAAAGCAACAAUCUCACGCAUAAAUGACAUUCUACAAAAAAUGCAGCCAACGAAUUUAAAAUCGUUCUUCUGUGGAUGUAUAUGUUGUUGCUGUACAUUGGGGUGUUCUUUAUGGCCUGUUAUUUGUUUAAGUAAACGUACUAAAAAUGCCAUUGCCAAAGCCUUAGACUACGAUAAUAACCAUUCGUAUCACAAGCUUGGAUUACACUGGGUAUUAAAAAAAGUAAAGUGCGAUUCCAGUAAUAUGUUGGAAUAUGUAUUAUCCAUUGAAUACAUACCUAAGAAAAACUUAAUGAAACCUGAUUAA